UGCUGUGCUGAUAGGAUAGGCAGGCAUCCAAUAGUAUUUUUAAAUAUAGUAAUUGUUUUAAUUAAUACAAUACACUCUUAUUAAGUUAUUAAGCCUGGCUUGUUAUCUUCAAAACAGAUUUGAUAUAAAUAUUCAGACAUCUUUGAUGUUUAAUUAUGGCUGAGAGACUAAAAAUAUUGCAUGGUCAUAUAACAGCAGGUUGCAACCAGCUGUCUGCCUCUGCUGGAGUUAAUACCUCAUCUGCUUUUAAGUACACAGUUGACAACUCUAAGCUCACUUAUGAGCAACGAAAGUUUUAUGAAGAAAAUGGUUUUCUUGUUAUCAAGAAAUUAGUUAGUCCUGAUAAACUUAAAAAAUUUAGAGAGAGAUUUGCUGAUAUUUGUAAACGAGAAGUGAUUGUCCCUGGGAUGACCAUCAUGCGAGACGUAGCAAUCAAAGACUCAGAGUUCGUGCCUGGUGAACAGGCAGUGACCAAGAUCCAAGACUUUCAGCAGGAUGAUGUCAUGUUUGAAUACUGUGCCUUGCCUGAGGUUGUAGAGUAUGUGGAGAGCUUCACUGGCCCAGAUAUAGUCGCCAUGCACACCAUGCUAAUCAACAAACCCCCAGAUUCUGGCAAGUUGACAUCUAGGCACCCCAUGCAUCAAGAUUUGCAUUACUUCCCCUUUAGACCUGCUGAACGGAUUGUUUGCUCUUGGACAGCUAUGCAAAAGAUAAACAGAGAAAAUGGUUGUUUGGUUGUUGUGCCUGGUACACAUACAGGAGAACUCUUGGUGCAUGAAUAUCCUAAAUGGGAGGGUGGUGUGAAUAUUAUGUAUCACGGGAUCCAAAACUAUGACCCCAGUCAGCCUAGGGUGCACCUUGAAAUGGAAGAGGGCGACACCGUUUUCUUCCACCCUCUUCUCAUCCACGGUUCAGGUACAAACAGAUCCAAGGACUUCAGAAAGUCCAUUUCCUGCCACUAUGCAAGUGGAAAAGCUCACUACGUGGAUGUUGCUGGGACUGAACAAGAAACAAUAGCGGAUGAGGUCAUCCAGGUGGUACGUCGUAAGCUCGGCCGAGAAGCGAACAUAACAUUUGUGGAUGUUUGGAAGUACAAAAGUCGAACAAUCAAGGGAGAUAACCAGCUCAACUACUCUUAAACAACACAUGGAUCGUUAAUUGUUGUUAAAGUUUACACUUAAUACUUAUAUAGUAUCAGGUCUACUUAUACAGAUUUAUUUUUGUUAUUUAAUUACUCUAUGCUGUGAUUUUGUUUUCACUAAUGGCUGAUACAAUGUUUAAAAAUUAAUAUUUUAUUGUUUAUAAUGCAAUUUUUAAAAAAAAUUAAUAUUUUAUUGAUUUUUAAUGCAAUUUGGUUUUAAUUAUAUUAAGAGUACAAUAUAUUUUUGAAACUUUAUUUUAACCUAACCUUGAAUUAUAGAAUGAAAUCAGUUUGAGAGAAGCUGAAGUUAUUAUUUUAAAACAUGGAUUAAAGAAUUAGAAAGAGUGUAAAUGAAAAAUUGAAAUUUGAAAUGACUGAUUAAUAUUGUUCAGGGGUCAAGGGUUUAACCAAUUAAUAAUUUAUCAUAUAAGUAAAAAAAAAUUAUAUUUCUUACUUGUAUACAGUGUUUUCAAUUUUAUUUGCAGACCAAAUUUGUAAAUGAAUUUUUUUUAAUAAGGGAAAUAGUUUUCUUUUUAAAGACAUAGCAUUGAUUUUGCAUCAUCUCUCAAUGCCCAUUGACUCCCAAGGCUUCAACAAGUUAGCGCUAUUAGAAAAAAAAUUAUCAUAAUAAAUACAAAAUAAAAAUAUGUCCCACCAAAAUCCUCAGGUAAAAUCAUUUACAAUGUUUGUUUAUGAACAUGUAUUACAUUUGUAUGUUCCAAUAAUUUCUCUUCCCAACCUAGCUAAUAAUUGACCAUAACAUUGUCACUGAACUGCAUGUCAUAGCUUUUUCAAAAUUGUAUUUAAAUUAAAAUGUUUAAAAAAUAACUUGGUACAAGUUUGUUAGUCUUGCAAUUAUUUUUUUGGAGUGGCACUGAAUAUAAAUAAAGGUACAAGGCCUAAUGUUAAAAAAUAUCCUGUGUCAUAAUGUUACUUUGUCGAAUUUUAUAUUGUAAAUAAUUAUAGAGAUCAUUAUCUCCAACAAUAAAAUGUUUGGUAACUCAGAGUUUGUUCCAUCGUACUCUCCCAGAUUUGAGCUAGGUACCCAUCAUUGUUGACCAUGGUUUUAUGGGUGCCAAUAGGCUGUAACUUUAUACUGAUCACAAUUACACACAAUUAAUUAUAAGGGGGAGCACCUACAGCUACUGUUACAUUUUCAUAUAGCUUCAAAAAUCUGUUCUUAUUUUAGAAACGUGAUUAGCAUAUAGUGUUAGGUUUUGUGAUGAUUGUUCAAUUUUUUUUUAUAAAAGAUGAUUUGUUUAUUAUUGUUUACUUUACAUAGCUUCGAAAAACAUAAUUACUAGUCAUCCA
Physella acuta is the source of this 2452-nucleotide messenger RNA. RefSeq names its product phytanoyl-CoA dioxygenase, peroxisomal. NCBI's taxonomy places the organism in Eukaryota, Metazoa, Mollusca, Gastropoda, Physidae. Gene Ontology annotation, molecular function: phytanoyl-CoA dioxygenase activity. The record is from RefSeq and is a predicted model, not a curated record. Gene Ontology annotation, biological process: fatty acid alpha-oxidation.